Molecule: messenger RNA, 644 nt
Organism: Pelobates fuscus (common spadefoot toad)
Lineage: Eukaryota; Metazoa; Chordata; Amphibia; Anura; Pelobatidae
Gene: CFAP276
Product: cilia and flagella associated protein 276
Exons: 5
Coding region: 77-571 (164 amino acids)
Source: RefSeq, a predicted model, not a curated record
GUCAGAGCUGAAAAGAAGAAACACAUAACAGGCUCACCACACACAGACAUCUAGGACUUUUCACAAAUUUGACAUUAUGCCCACUACUAGGGACCCAUUUCCAUAUCCUUGUUUUGAGAAUGAAGACACUUUCCAAGGGAGGGAGAUUCAGAAAGCAACUUACAAGAAACCAUCUUACAUAGCACAGCGGGAAGAUCCAUGGAAUCGCUUAAAUGCCACCCCAACACUUUCCAGUGCCAGGAGAUCUUAUUAUUACAAUGAUCCAGAGGCUCCAUCUAACAGUUUAGAUUACAGUCUAAAGUCCUUGUAUGACCACCACAAUGAACUCCUGAAAGACCGCAAUAAAACACUUUUUCAGUUGGAGACUUUCACUGAUGACCAUAGGAGAAUCCUUAAAAAUAGAGUUAAAACGUCACCAACUAAUCAGGCAGAAAAGUCAAGUAUUCGUCAGUGGGUGAGUCCUGAGAAGGUCAACAUUUACAGCCUAGAUGGGGCCAUUGUAAGCCACCACACCGCAGCAACUAACCGUGGAUACUCCCGAAAACAUGACGGAGGAUACUACAGCAUCUGACCAUAAAGUCUUGUCUGUCCAGUGAGGACAUAACCUUUUCGCACCGUGUUAAAUAAAGAUAGGUUGCUCUGUG